Strongylocentrotus purpuratus (purple sea urchin) is the source of this 1879-nucleotide messenger RNA. It is a transcript of the gene aagab, whose product is annotated as alpha- and gamma-adaptin-binding protein p34. The coding region runs from base 48 to 1289 and encodes 413 amino acids. The transcript has 9 exons. The record is from RefSeq and is a predicted model, not a curated record. Lineage: Eukaryota; Metazoa; Echinodermata; Echinoidea; Camarodonta; Strongylocentrotidae.
CUUCUGCCUGCAAUCGAAAUUAGUCAACUAAGCUCAAGUCGAGUAAGAUGGCGACGCCCACUGCUCUGUUAGUUUCCUGCUCUCCCAGCAUAGACGCUCAUAGCAUUAUGAAAAAAAUCACAGAAAAUGAUGCUGGAACACCGUUCACCCCCAUUGCAGAAGAAGUUGAAGGCUACCCAUGGCAGCUCAGCAACAAGUACUACACUGCUGACAUCCUGAUCUGCAUUGCAGAGCCUUGCAUCAUGGGGUCACUCUCUCUAGGGGAAUCCAUGGAGGGCAUUGUGAUUGCUAUGGAUGAUAAGGUGGAAAGUUUCAAGACUGCUAAAUCUCAGUGGGCCAUAGUAAAGGAGAUCAACCCAGAAGUCAGAAUUCUAGCUUGUAAACAAUUUACUAAAACACCAGGAGUGUCAAAGCAAGUCAUCUUGGAGUGGUGCCUGGAAAAUAGCUUUGAGCUGGUGGAGUUAGAAAGGCCCGAGAAUGAAGAUGAUGAAGAAGAAGAUGGAUUUGGUGUAGAGCCGUAUGGUGUGGAGAGGAUAGUCUCAGCUUUGCAUGCACACACAUGGUCCAAUCUAGAGAUGAAAGAUGACAAUGGAUCAAACUUGUUGAGACUUCAAGAGAGAUUUGGAGAGAAUGACAACAGAACUGAAUCAGAAAACCACACGUCUUCCAAUGAUGCCUCUAUGCAAGGAUAUAUUCCUCUCUGUGGGAUGGAUGAACUCAGCUCACAAGAGUCUCAAAAUUCCCAAACGGAACAAGACAACUCCCAAACAGAACAAGACAAUUCCCAAACGGAACAAGACAAUACACAAACGACCACAGAAAACGCUGAAUCAGCUUCCGCAGACAAUGAUAAUGUGAGGACUACUACAUCUACCAGUGUUGAGGGAAGGAGGAAAAACGAUGGUGGGGUUCGGGAUGCUGGUAGUCAUGGCAAAAGCAAUGAUCCUCAAGCAUCAUCUGGGGCAACGAGUGCACUUCCAGAAGGAGCCGACGCCAGUGCGAGUGAUGCAAAGCCAGAGAAAGCUAAAAAGGAAGCUACAGCUGGUCCUGAUAAAAUAGAUGCUAUGCUUAAUGAGGAUAAGAAGAUCUUUGAAGCUCUCGGGAAUGAAGACCCAGGGAUGGAAUCGUUUGAACAACUCUUCUCCAGGAUGACCUACAUGAAAGACAAAGCAGAAACUUUGGAGGGUGAGGAGAGGAGACAGUAUGCCGAGAAAGUGGCUGUUGCAUUCUGGAAAGCGAUAGGAGGAGAUGAAGGAGAGAUAGAUGGACUCGGUGAUGAUUCAGACUAACAAUAGAGAAGAAGGAGGAGGUAUGAGUGAAGAGGUGGGUGUCGCCUUCUGGAGAGCGAUAGGAGGAGAUGAAGAAGAGAUAGAUGGACUGGGUGAUGAUUCAGACUAAUGAUGGAGGACCAUAAGAAGGAAAGUGAGAUAGGAGGACUAAUGAUGAAGGAGCAGAAGAAGGAUGGUUGGAAGAGACAAAGGAGAGAUUGAUGGACUUCAUGAUGGUUCACAUUGAUAAUGGAGGAGCAUGGGGAGGAUAGAAGAAGGAGGGAUAGAUGAAGGGGCGAAUGUCCCAUUCUGGAGAGAAAUAGGUUGGGACAAAGCAGAGAUAGAUGGACUCGGUGACAAUUAAGACUAACAAUGAAGGAGUAAAAGGAGGAUGGCAGGAGGAGCUGAAGGAGAGAUUGAUGAACUUGAUUACGGUUCACAUUAAUGAUGUAGGAGCAUGAGUAGGAUAAAAGAAGAUGAAGGAGGGAUAAAUGAAGAAGUGACUGUUGCUUUCGAGAGAGCAAUAGGAGGAGAUGAAGCAGAGAUAGAUGGACUGAAUGGUGAUUCACAUUAAUGAUAAAGGAGCAUGAGGAGGAUAGAAGAAGAUGAAG